Messenger RNA from Nicotiana tabacum (common tobacco), 2167 nucleotides. The record is from RefSeq and is a predicted model, not a curated record. NCBI's taxonomy places the organism in Eukaryota, Viridiplantae, Streptophyta, Magnoliopsida, Solanales, Solanaceae.
AAAUACGGUGAAGAGUGUUUUGGCCUUUGGAUAAGAGGCGACAUUGGCGUAAGAGAGGCUUUUGAGAGUUCUCUUCUAAACGAAAACAACUCUUGAAAUGCUAUUUGGCUCGCACAGCUUCUUUGCGCCAACUCUCUUUUACUGUAACCCCAUAGGAGCUCCUCCCACUGCCUUGUUCAAUUUCUCCUCCAAAAGAAUCAUCUCAAUCAAUAACGGGUUUCGUUCUAUUACUCCAGUUAGUCUCUUCAUACCUGCAGCUAGUUUGAAGAGAGAUGAAAAUAAGGAGGCAGAUGAUUUUGCUGAACUGAAGGAGAAAGUGAAAAAUGUGGGUAUUAUUUGCUGCAACUCUAUUAUCCCUGGAGAAUACACUCGAUUAAUCUGUCCCAAGUGCAAAGGUGGUCGGUCGAUGGAGAGGAGUUUAUCAUUUCAUAUAUCCGGGAAAAGGAAUUUCGCAUUAUGGAGGUGUUUCAAUUUUGAAUGUGGAUGGGCAGGCCAGGUCUUCGCACACAACAGCACGACAUCAGAUGGGGUCGAUCAACUUGGCAGAAUGGGUUCUCCUCGGAUACUUACGGAGGAAAGCUUGAACUUAGAACCAUUAGGUGAUAUGCUGGCUGCAUAUUUUGCUAAGAGGAUGAUAUCAAAGGAUACUCUGAAAAGAAAUCAUGUCAUGCAAAUGGCCGGUGAUCAGAUCAUCAUUGCCUUCACUUAUAGGCAGAAUGGUAUUCUCAUUGGCUGCAAGUAUCGGACUCUUGAGAAAAGGUUUUGGCAGGAGAAGGGUACAGAUAAGGUACUUUAUGGACUGGAUGAUGUAAGAGAAGCAGACGAGAUCAUCAUUGUAGAAGGUGAAAUAGAUAAGCUUUCAUUGGAAGAAGCUGGAAUUCCUAACUGUGUCAGUGUUCCUAAUGGUGCACCACAGGCCAUCACAUCCAAAGAACUACUACCACCAGAAGAGGACACCAGAUUUUCAUACCUGUGGAACUGCAAAGAGUUAUUGGAUAAGGCAUCCCGAAUUGUGCUGGCAACUGAUGGUGAUUUACCAGGCCAAGCAUUAGCUGAAGAACUUGCCCGCCGUCUAGGGAGAGAAAGGUGCUGGCAAGUAUGUUGGCCUAAAAAGGAUGAAUUUAGCAGUUAUAAAGAUGCAAAUGAGAGUUGCUGCAGGAAAUUUAAACAAGGGUCAAGAAGAACAAUGCCCUCAUUAAGACAGCUACACGAAAGAUUUGAACACUAAGUGUAUAAUUAUGGUCUGCAUGUUGUCAAAACGUAGAUUUCUAGAGAUUAUGGGUUGUCACUCAUUUAAUGUUGUCAAUUUGGCCUACAUGUUUUUCCAUAAGUAAAUUAAUUUGUUGGAAUAUCAUCCUGGGGACUGAACCAGUAUACAUCAAUAAUAUGCUGAUGCAUGGCGUACAUUAGCUGCUUAACCAACUACCGUUCAGGUCAAACAUCGGUCAACUUAUCCCCUUACAUUACCAUAUCCAUGCAUGUGACCAAGGAGAGGUUUCUCAUAGAGCUAAAGCUCAGAAAUGAAGGGGAAAAUAGCAUGCUUUAAUCAAGAAGUUAUCUGGUUAGCCUUUUGAGUGUUUGAACAUCAGAGUGAACUUUGACAGGUAAAAGGAAUUGAAAGGAUAUUGGAGGCACUGAUCAUGACUACGAACAUGCUCGGAGAUCUUACUUAUCCAGUAGAUAUUUCUAAAUACACAAAAUAAUUAGGAAAGAAAAAGAGCAGGAAAUGCAGUUGACAUCCCACUAAAAUUACGGUGUCCUUUAUUGUUCACUUUGUGGAUGGUCCGCAGUUGUCCUAGUCCAGUAUAUUUAGGGAUUUCAUGUGCACAUUGGAUAUUCAAGCAAUGCUUUACUUAUUCGAUCUGGUUCACAUCAGGUAAUUAUGGUACUGGAAUUAGAAUAUUGGAGAAGUUUACUGAAGUUUAAUGGUUAAGAAUCAUAUUUUUUACUGUUAUUUUUUUGGGUGUUUUCUUCUUUGUCCCAGAGAAAUUAGGCAAUGUUUUUUAGGUUAGACAUAGUUAAGGAACAUGCUGUCAAAUUUCUGUUAUGGUUUUGGUAAUCCAGUGUUGUUUUUCCCCUUUUGCCAAAUUCAAGACCUCUGCUAUCCAUUUGCUAAUGCAUUACUGCUUCUGUUGGGCAAACUACAUUUAAAGCUUCCAAUAAAUUG